Molecule: messenger RNA, 1824 nt
Organism: Helianthus annuus (common sunflower)
Lineage: Eukaryota; Viridiplantae; Streptophyta; Magnoliopsida; Asterales; Asteraceae
Product: (R)-mandelonitrile lyase-like
Exons: 3
Coding region: 40-1686 (548 amino acids)
Molecular function (GO): oxidoreductase activity, acting on CH-OH group of donors; flavin adenine dinucleotide binding
Source: RefSeq, a predicted model, not a curated record
GCGAUCCUUACAACAUAUCUUGUUCUAUAAACAAUAAUAAUGAACAUUCAAACAAUAUUGCACAAUGUUUCUCUCUUUUUUCUCAUAUUCUGCAUUGGGCUACAACGAAAAGUGUAUUGCUUUUUUCACCACCAUUCUCGUCCAGAUGCAAAUUACCUUCGUUUUACACACGAGGCCACAGAUUUCUCUCCCACUCAAUAUUAUGAUUACAUUAUCAUUGGAGGAGGGACUGCUGGUUGUCCUUUAGCUGCCACUUUAUCUGAAUCGUAUUCCGUCCUGCUACUUGAAAGGGGCCGUAGUUCAGACACGAGCGUGUUAUAUGAAAGUAAUAUCUUUCGGACGCUCACAACUGGAAAUGAUAGUGAUUCUCCGGCACAAAAUUUUGUUUCUGAAGAUGGUGUACAACACACAAGGGCAAGGAUUUUGGGAGGCGGUAGCAUGAUAAAUUAUGGGUUUUACUCGAGGGCCGAUGACUACUUCUACAAUAAUGCAGGUAUUGAAUGGGAUAUGGGUGCUGUAGAGAUAGCUUACGAGUGGGUAGAAAACAGUAUUGUAACUCGUCCGGCCCGUUUAAAUAGGUGGCAAACUUCUGUGUUUAAUGCCUUACUCGAAGCGGGAGUGGUUCCUAAUAAUGGAUUCACCUUUGACCACGUUCGAGGAACCAAGGUUGGUGGUUCAACAUUUGAUGAUAAUGAGAUACGACAUGGGGCGGUUGAGCUUCUCAACAAUGCCAACCCUGAUAAUUUAGAUGUGUUGGUUCAUGCCACGGUUGACCGUAUCAUCUUCUCUACCUCUAACCCUUUAGCUGCAGUUGGGGUUAUAUACCAUGAUUCAAAUGGAGCAUACCAUGAAGUUUAUGUAAGAACAAAUGGAGAAGUAAUUUUGAGUGCCGGAGCUCUUGGAAGUCCACAACUUUUGUUACUAAGUGGACUCGGGCCAACGUCGUACCUUUCAUCUAUGAAUAUUCCUGUUGUUUUAGAUCAUCCUUUUAUAGGACAGUUCAUGGCCGAUCCCCCACGUACUGGAGUAAAUAUCGUGAUUCCAUAUGCAUCAACCGAUGUAGGAAUCCGUGUGGUUGGGAUCACAGACAGUGGACCAUACAUCGAGUCACCUACAAUACCCCCAAAUUCGACUCCCAUGAGUUUUUUACCUUUCAUGGGUUCAGUUCCACCUUUAAACACUAGUGUGGAGAUUCUUUCGGCAAAGGUUAGUAGGCCAUUAUCAACUGGUUGGCUACAUCUCAAAUCCGCGUCCAACGUAACUGUUAGCCCAGGCGUCAGGUUUAAUUACUACAAUCGCACCGAAGACAUUCAUCAAUGCUCGAAUGCUGUGGAAGUUAUCAGAAAAAUGUUGGCUAGUCCAGCCUUGAACGAAUACAAGUUUAAUGACCCUGAUGGAGGACAAAGUUUUAGAUUUAUUGGGCCGUCGUUACCGCAGAAUGCAUCUGAUUAUGAGACCAUUGCGAGUUUCUGUCGUGAAUCACUGGCCACAUUUUGGCAUAUCCAUGGUGGAUGCUUGCCUACCAAGGUUGUUGAUAGUGGUUUGAAAGUCAUCGGUGUUGAUUCUUUGCGAGUCGUUGAUGCUUCAACAUUUUUUAACUCACCGGGAACAAAUCCUCAAGCAACCACGAUGAUGUUGGGACGGUAUAUCGGUAUGAAAAUACUUGAAGAGAGGGCUGGAUAUUAGUUACAUCCGUUCGUUAGAUUUGUCCCAUAUUGUGAUAUCUCUAAUGUCCCAUUAUUGUCAAUUAUUUUCCCAUUGAAAAUCUUGACACCUGCAUGUACUUCUUUUCAUAGUUUUAAUUUAAUAAUGCAACUUCGACAA